Molecule: messenger RNA, 1257 nt
Organism: Vicia villosa (hairy vetch)
Lineage: Eukaryota; Viridiplantae; Streptophyta; Magnoliopsida; Fabales; Fabaceae
Product: transcription factor bHLH130-like
Exons: 5
Coding region: 62-787 (241 amino acids)
Biological process (GO): regulation of transcription by RNA polymerase II
Cellular component (GO): nucleus
Molecular function (GO): RNA polymerase II cis-regulatory region sequence-specific DNA binding; DNA-binding transcription factor activity, RNA polymerase II-specific; protein dimerization activity
Source: RefSeq, a predicted model, not a curated record
CCUAACCAUUAUUAUUCAUUUCGUUUUUAGUUUUUCAAGUUCAACGUGUGAAAUAUCAAUAAUGGAUUUGAAUUCUGGCUAUCAAGAACUCCAACAAAACCAAAGGUUGCUUCGUUUCCGCUCUACAAGUUCUUCUGGUGCAAGUUCAAGCAUGAUUGUUGGUUCUUCUAUGGGAAUGGAUCAACCAAGUGGUUCUUCUGCUGGUCAUUUCUCCAACAACAUCAUCUCUUUUGAAAAUGGUUACGAUACUACGAAAGGUGUUGAAAACUAUGAUGGAGUGAAUGAAAGUGAUGGUGAACUUACUCUAUCUAUGAGCAUAUUGAAGAAUCAAAUCGGAUUCUUACCAAACUCUUCUUCCUUGGGAACAUUAUCACAGAACUCCAAAAUGGGGAGUGAUGGUCAUAAAUUCUUUUAUGAUUAUAAUCAUCAGAAUGUAGAGGUAGGAAAUCAAGUAAAUACAUUAUCACAUCACAUGAGUUUGCCAAGAAAGUCAUCAGAAAUGUUUGUUAUGGAGAAUUUACAUCAGUUCCCAGAUUCUUCUGUUCCUAGCAGUAUUAGAGCAAAGCGAGGCUGCGCAACGCAUCCUAGAAGUGUCGCGGAAAGGGUAAGAAGAACUCGAAUAAGUGACCGAAUGAAAAAGUUGCAAGAGCUUGUUCCAAACAUUGACAAGCAAACUUGCACAUCAGAAAUGUUGGAAUUGGCUGCAGAGUACAUUAAAGAUCUUCAAAAACAAUUAAAGAUUAUGAGUGCAAAAAGAGCUAAAUGCAGAUGCAAAAAUCAGAAAUGAAUCAAAUUGUUUAAGUUUUCUUUUGUACAUUUGAUAAAGGAAGUAGUAGUAAACAUGGAUAAGAUCAUCAAGUGUUGAAAAUUAAAAAGAAGAAAAAAAACUAUAAGCCUUAAUAUUGAGGUUCUUCAAUUAGGUAAAGUUGAGUUUCAAUCAUCCAGACAAUAAACCAAAUGAUUAAGUUAUAAUUUUGUAUACAAAAGUUCUAGGGUAUUCAUUUUAGUUUUUACAUUGUGUUAUCAUGCAUAUAUUUUCUCCUACAUAAUAUGAAAUCUUUUACAUUGUGUUAUCUUAUUCAUUGAUCAAUAUAUCAAGACUACUAUUUUUGUUUGGUGAUGAUAAAUCUUAAAUAAACUAAAUUAAAAGGAUAUGUUAUUUUCUAUCAAACAGUCAAAAUAUAUUACACACCCAAAUCAAAAACGGCAGAAAGACCUUCUCUUUGGUGUGUAGAUAAAUUAGGGUCUGUUUGGUUU